AGGUUUUAUAUGAUGAUGAGAAUUAAUUUCAAGACGAUCCUUCUUGUAUUGAUCGUCGCCGUAAUUAGUUCUAUAUUUACGUCAUGGAAUAACUGCGGAAGUAGUAUUCUUAUCAGAACGGCUGAGUGGAAGACUCGUAGGGAUCGCCUGGCUAAUAGCGAGCUCGGAUAUCAAGAGAUUGAUUGUAAUAUUAAUGGAGAAUAUUUAAUUGGAUGUAGGAGAGAGGGAGAUGAAGUUUACAUUCCUUUUUCAUUUAUUCACAAGUAUUUUGAGGUAUAUGGUAAAUUAGCUACGUACGAUGGAUUGGAAAGAUUCGAAUGGUUGCACAGUUAUUCAAAAAUAGUAAGACCAAAAUCAAAAUAUGAUCCACGCGGAGUUUUUAUGACAUUUGAAAACUACAAUGUUGAGGUACGUGAGCGCGUAAAAUGCGUCAGUGGAAGCGACGGUGUUCCAAUGUCGACACAAUGGGAGAGUCAGGGUUACUACUAUCCGACGCAAAUAGCGCAAUUCGGUUUGUCGCAUUACAGCAAAAAUUUAACAGAGCCAGAGCCACAUCGCAAGAUAAUCGAGGACGCUGAUAAAGUUCAACAGGCAUGGAUAGUGCCGCAAGGCUCAGUAAUGUCAAGAAAUUACGACGUGCAGUCGAACAGUUAUGUCUUGAGAUUUGGCACACCGGAGACAAGUACUUCGGGAAUUUCAAUAACGUUAGAUCACGUGCUGUCGUUUGUCCUGAAGCUGGAUCUGAUAAUAAAGGACAAUGGCAGCGUGACGGUAGUGAUGCAGCACCGAGAACGGAAGGAUUCUUACUACCUUCAUUAUACUACCAGCAAUAUUGUCCUCAAUACAUUGAAUAAUCACAUUUAUUAUGGGAUUGGAGUGAGUAAUAGUCAGUGGCGUCGAAUAACCCGAGAUUUAGUAGUUGAUUUACAAAAAGGGUUGAGUAUUAACGAGAAGGGGAAGAAAAAACUGUCGAGAUCGAAGUUAAAGAUAAUAAAAAUAAUUUUGUAUGGUUCAGGAAAAAUAGACAAUAUGACUUUGUCGACGAGCGAGCAUAUGGAGCAAUUUUACGAUGCAGCGCGUUGGUUUGUUGCUAAUCAGAAUGUGACAUCAGGCGGGUGGCCAAAUCCCGUAAGGAGAAAAGUUGCCAGCAGCAUGGAAAUUUUAGAGCCCGGAUGGUACUCGGCUAUGGGUCAAGGACAUGCUAUUUCAGUCCUAGCUAGAGCUUAUUAUCACUCUGGAGAUGAGAGGUACUUACAGGCAGCUGUCAGAGGUUUAAAGCCAUUUAAAAUAACAUCUUCGAAAGGUGGAGUGGCUGCUUAUUUUAUGGAUAAAUUUGUCUGGUACGAAGAAUAUCCAACCACACCGUCUUCAUUUAUAUUGAAUGGUUUUAUUUAUUCGCUUAUUGGUCUUUAUGAUCUCAAGUGUAUUGCUACAGGCAGAGACGCCGAUGAGGCCACUGAGUUGUUUGAUAAUGGUAUGAUAUCGUUGAAAAAUAUGCUUACAUUAUUUGACACCGGUUCUGGCACGACUUAUGAUUUAAGACACUAUACGUUAAAGAGCGCGCCCAAUUUAGCGCGUUGGGACUAUCAUUCCACGCACAUUAACCAGCUGUUACUUUUGAAUACUAUUGAUACUGAUCAAAUUUUUAUGAUAACUGCUGAAAGGUGGAUAGGCUACAUGAAUGGUAAAAGAGCAGCGCAUAAUUAA
Molecule: messenger RNA, 1707 nt
Organism: Cotesia congregata
Lineage: Eukaryota; Metazoa; Arthropoda; Insecta; Hymenoptera; Braconidae
Source: the annotation of a GenBank genome assembly